GAUCAGAUCUUUCUUUCUUUUUCAGAUAAAAGAAGCAGAUCUUUCUUUCUUUCUUCGGAUAGAAGAAGCAGAUCUUUUUUUCUUUCUUCGGAUAGGAGAAGCAGAUCUUUGUAAGUCUUCCUUAGGAUUCUUGGGAUUUCUUUAG
Funneliformis caledonium is the source of this 145-nucleotide messenger RNA. The record is from the annotation of a GenBank genome assembly. NCBI's taxonomy places the organism in Eukaryota, Fungi, Glomeromycota, Glomeromycetes, Glomerales, Glomeraceae.